Messenger RNA from Pecten maximus, 2930 nucleotides. RefSeq lists its product as uncharacterized. Gene Ontology annotation, molecular function: DNA binding. The record is from RefSeq and is a predicted model, not a curated record. NCBI's taxonomy places the organism in Eukaryota, Metazoa, Mollusca, Bivalvia, Pectinida, Pectinidae. Bases 813 to 2369 code for a protein of 518 amino acids. The transcript has 2 exons. Gene Ontology annotation, biological process: DNA integration; DNA recombination.
GAGCGUGCGCGGUGCGGUCAUUGUAGGGGCCAGACAACUCAGCUCGUGAAGACUAACUGAUCACAGUAAGUUAUGUUUAAGUGUUGUUGUGUAGUUGCCAUAAUAUAGCGGAAGUAAUGGAAAGAUUGUUGUUGCUCGAGGUUCUGUUUAUUGUAUAAACUUAGAGAUGAGCUGUAACCAGUCAACUUACACGUGAUCUCAUACUUUCGGUUUGCUUCGUGUGUUUGUUUACAAUCCGUUAUGACCUAGUUAGGAUACACGUUUCACUACAUACGGUAACUACUAGUUUCACAGGUCAUAUAGUCGACAUGCUAGGGGCCUUUGUGGCCUAUGUACAUUGGUUCUUCAUACAAAUAUAGUUUUGCAGUUAUUUCCAGCCUCUGUGGCGUCUUAAGUAUGUGUUGGGUGCCUGUGUGUCACCUUUCUAGGUAUAUAUAGGUAUAUAUAUAUCUUGGCCUUUGUGGCGAAUUUUUACAUUGAUAAGCCUUGGUGGCUGAUGUCCAUAUUAACAAGCCUUUGUGGCAUAUGAACUAUACCUGUGUGGAUAGUUUGUUAAUAUUUACUUGUAUGUGUGUCUGGGACAUGGGUAAUUAGUAAUGGUGUCAUCAUUAAUCAAAUAAAUAAACAAAUGUGACUUACACAUUGUUAUGUGGUUUGCUAGACAAAUUACUGAGGUGUAUGGUUAUUUUGAUGAUGUCUACAUUUGCAUUGUUGAGUUAGGGCAAAUAAUAAAUACUAAUUACAUGCAAAUAGGUUACAAGUUUUUGAGGCCAACUUGUCUCUAGCUAGCUUGUUUUCCUGUCACAAAGUACAUGUUAAUAUGUCUAUACUGGGGCAUCCAAUUAUAUGUAUUUUCUUUCUUUUUGAGCACAAUGCCUCUUACUAGACGGGCCGCGAAAAACCACAGGGUGAUUAACACCACAAGCACUGAGCGGGCAACUGAGGUCCAGAUAGAACCACCCACUCCACCCAACAUAGUCAGGGGCAGAAGGGCCAGAGGGGCAGUGGAGGAGGUGCCAGUGGUGAUGGCAACGACAACGCCUAUUUCUCAAACAGCUGUUCAGACGCCAUCAGUCUCAGCUAUAGCAGCUGAGCUAUUCCAACUUAUGAAGGCAGAAGGCAUGGUGAUGAGAGAACCACAGCCAGUGUACCAUAGCCUGGGUCAAACAGGGCAAUCAACCACUAUAAGUGCCCCUAUGCAACAGCUGGGGCCUUCUACAUCAGGAACAGCUACAUCAGCAGCGCUUGGUGCUCCCGGACAGCAGUUGAUACCUCCAGUGCGGACCACAACGCAUGAUAACGUAUUGACUGAGAAUUCGUUGCCACUGUCCGAUAUUGUUUUUGGGCCUGUGGCCGACAGUUUGACAGGUCCAGGCUUUUCGUCAGCACGUUCCACACAUGGACAGUUGUCCCAUGCCAGUACCUCAGACGUUGUUACAAAUCUGACACAAGAAGUACGCUGCCUGCUAGACAACGCACUUACCGAGAGCUCUAAACAAUUAUACAGGAGGGCUUUUCAUUUACUGUUUACAUUUUUGCAUAACACUAUGCAUGUUAGAUGUCACUUGCCCAUUAGCAUUGAUCACUUAGCACUGUUCAUAGCUCAUUUGGUACAAUCUGGCUUUGCCACUUCUACUAUUUAUUCUUAUGUAUCUGCUAUUGGUUAUGCACACAAAUUGUUGAAUCAUACAGAUCCUACUCAAAUUUUUGUUAUACGGAAAAUGUUAACAGGAUUACAGAAGAAAGGUAAAGCUCCUGACACUCGCCUUCCAAUUACUCAAUCGAUUCUUCAAAAGCUUGUUUCUUCUUUGUCAGCAAUUGAUCUCACCCCUUAUGAAAUCUUGGCUUUCAAGUCCAUGUACUUGUUGGCAUUCCAUGCAUUCUUGAGAAUUGGGGAGAUUGCUGCGGGCCAAAGUAAACACAACCUUUUACAACUUAGCAACAUUCAGUUCUUUAAGGUGGGGUCAGUUGCUUUUCCUACGCGUUUAGAAAUCAAAUUUGAGUCGUACAAAGGUCAUUAUCAUACUGAUCCUAUGACUCUUUCCCUACAAGGGCAUUCUGAUAAGUCGUUUUGUCCAGUAUACAAUCUGUAUUGCUUUCUACAGACAAGGGGCUCAAAACCAGGUCCUCUAUACAUUUUUCAGUCGGGCAAACCAGUCUCCUAUGCAUACUUUACAAGAAUUAUGAAACGUGUUCUGUUAGCUUCUGGUUAUAGCACUGACUCAUAUAAGAGUCAUAGUUUCAGAAUAGGAGCUGCUAGUUUGGCCGCAACCAUGGGGGUACCUGAGGGUGAUAUUCAAGCAAUGGGCAGGUGGCAUUCGCGUGCGUUUAAGAAAUACAUACGUAUACCAACUUUUUCUGCAAUUUAGUUAGCUAGUGAGUUGGAUGCAUGGCAUCUUCACACUAGGUUAACAUUGAACAAUAAUGGUUUGAUUUGCCUGCCUCCCAUUUUACAUAACUUCAUACAAACUAUUUAAUGUUAGUUGUGUUUAUUACAUUAGAACCAUUCUAUUGUUGGCGUCAUUUAACACGCAGUGAAAUUUAUCAUGAGCUGAUUAUGAGUGAAAAAGUGUAUUAACUAGCUAGACUGCAAAGUGGAAAUAAGGGUCUUGGGGUGAUGCACCUCUGCUCCUUUUUUCAUUAUUUUAUACACGGGGUAUUACUGUGGUCAGUAUACACCAGAAAGUUACAUUUGGUUCAGUGCGGUUCUUCCUUAACAUUUCCAUGAUAUUCGUUGGACUUAUCGUGUAUACGUACAAUCAUAUGGGCAUGGGGUGAUGCACUUCUGCCCUUAGGAGCCAAUGGACGUAUUUGGAAUAACCGCAUAUAGUAAGCUUACUAGUGACACUUCAGUGUAAGCAAUGAUAUUUGGGAUGGCUUAUGCCAUUCAUACGAAACUGUUCAGUUCAUGAGACACAAUUUUGAACAAU